This is a messenger RNA of Rhodofomes roseus, 2847 nucleotides long. RefSeq lists its product as uncharacterized. Gene Ontology annotation, molecular function: DNA-binding transcription factor activity, RNA polymerase II-specific; metal ion binding; RNA polymerase II transcription regulatory region sequence-specific DNA binding. Bases 261 to 2387 code for a protein of 708 amino acids. The transcript is spliced from 15 exons. Gene Ontology annotation, cellular component: nucleus. Gene Ontology annotation, biological process: regulation of transcription by RNA polymerase II. Lineage: Eukaryota; Fungi; Basidiomycota; Agaricomycetes; Polyporales; Fomitopsidaceae. The record is from RefSeq and is a predicted model, not a curated record.
GUUCAUUCCUCCCUCGUGCAAUAUUCACAGCUUUGCGUGCUUGUUUCCCCUCCUGUGCAAAGAGAGACGCCCCGGCGGACGUCGACGUCACGAGCAGUGGUGGCCCGUUCUGGAUACUAACUUUAAGUUGUCGAACUUCUAGAUCCAAGGACGUCACGUACUACUAGCACACGCUACGGUGCCCCAUAUAAUCGUUUCCUUGAUAAGCCUCAGACAACACACUGACCUCGCCGUGUUCGUCCGUGCCUAUUGCGCCGAUCAUGCCUGUCUUCAGCUGUCCCGACUGUGCUAAACUCUUCUUGGACGCGACUGCCCUGCGAGCUCAUAUGAAGGCCAAGCGACAUGGUCAGUUCAGAUUGAAUCCAACGACAAGCACCGGCACAUCGACUGCGAAGCCCACUACAAAGACCCCUCAGAAACCAGUGAAGUGUGCAACCUGUGGGUUGACAUUCGGGUCGGAAAAGGAGAUCGGUAUACACUACAAGAUGUCUCCUGUGCAUCCAUCGUGUACAACGUGCGGUAGGUAUUUCGAAGAUAAGACCAAACUUUCUCUGCAUAUUCAAACGGUGCACGCGGAGGACAUCUGCGAUUGCGGAGCCAUUGUCAAGCUCAACGGCUUAUCGACUCAUUAUCAGGCUUCCGUCUGUCAUCCUAAGUGCGCCCAGUGUGGAAUCGGUUUCAAGGACUCUGCCAGUGCGGUGCUAGCGCAUCAGGAGCUCAACCACGCUGAUCAGUAUUGUGGUCGCUGUGAGAAAUGGUUCCCGACAAAACCUGAUUUGCAGCAGCACUUCUUUAUGAGCUCGGCACAUUAUCACUGCCUCGGAUGUCAAAUUGGCUUUUCAACGUACACGGAAUAUCUCGAGCACAUGGCUAUGGUGCACCCCCUUCUAGCCAGUGCAGCCAAAAAGAUUGCCGAGACCCAGCAUGUUCAGAAAGACAAGCAAAAGAAGACGAAGUAUCACCAUUGCGGCAUCUGCGAUGUAACAUUCCUGAGCAAGGCCGAUCUCAGGCAGCACAACGUCGACACGCCUCUGCACCUAUAUUGCUGUACCUGCGACAAUGAUUUCCUCGAUCAUGACGGGUAUAAGAGUCACAUGUCAGAGAAACAUCCAUUGGCUACGUCAAUACCUCGUCCGCCUACGUGUCCAUUACCGCCGAACACUGUCGGAACAUUGACUCUGGAAGAUCUCACCCAGUCGGAAUCAUGCGGCAUUCCCGGGAAGCCAGUCGAAGCGGCUGGCCACAGCACCGAGACCAACAACGGUGAAAGCACAUCUGUCAAGACUGGCGACAAAGGAGCUCCUGUCGCGCAACCGACAUUGUCAGAACACCAGGUGCAAAGCUUGUCAUUUGCCGUCGCCGACGAACUACAGGUCCACGCAUCUGAAGCUUACGUCGAAAAUGACACUGACUCGACCAUAUCGCUGGGGUCCUUGCAUAUGGUUUCGUCGACGAGUAUAGAGGAAGAGAUCUCACCCACUGAGCAAUCUCGUGCUGGUGCUCACUCCCAACCACACCUAGAAGAGGUCGGGCCAGCUGCUAUCGACAAUGCGGUGCGAUGCGAGGCAUCCGAGGAAGUUGAGGAGGACGCAUUCUCCGACGACUUUGUGCAUGUUAAUGCGGCCGCCGGGCGGUCGCCCGAUGGUGGUGAACAGACGAUGCAGAGCCGGCCAGAUAGUGUGCUCAGCUACGUCAAGGCGAUCGACUCGGACUCGAACCGUGAUCAUUCUAUCGCCUGUCCAGCCGCUCUGGAGGACCACGGUGUUCCACAAGUCUCCGCUCCAUCCAGCACACCCUCGCUCUCGCCGCCUGACGCAACAAGCAUCGUCAAACCAGAGCUUCUUGAUAGAGGAACACGUUUGCUAUCCGAGUCUUACUCGGGCGCUCCCGCCUCGGACGCUUGUACGCAGGGCCUGUCCACUCGACCGUCAAGUAUCCGGUCAUCAAGCAUUGAGUUUUCCAGUAGUGAAUCCGAGGCAGCUCUCCGCUCUGCCUUACGCCGGCGGCGGGGGAUCGGCCUCGCAAUCGAGUCUGAGUCUGAUGCGUCGGAUACACCCUCCGUCCGCGUAGGCCGCAGCUCGUCCUCUGCUCGGUCGAGGACAGCCGGGGAAGUGUCGACCGUGACGGCGUCCAGAGUCACUACCGCCGGCCAAUCGGUCGCCGCUCCUUUCGAUGCGGCCGCAAGUAGCACGUCACGAGUCCGAUCUCAGGCUGCAGGACCAUCCUGGCACUGCCGGAGUUGCGGAAAGGACCCGUGCGAAGAACCAACGGCGACGCAGUGCGGGCACAUAUUCUGCUAUAAAUGUAUCGUCAAGGAGAUCGCGGAGAACCUGCAGUGUCCCGUCUGCCAGAAGCUAUUCCUGAUGAAGUUGGAUGUGACGAGGUGAGGACCGAUCGUCGUUCCACGCCGCGUCGAAAUCGAAGACGGCGGUGGACGCUGAUCGGUACUCCUGUGGCAUGAAUGAUAAAUAAUGCGUUUCCUGGGAGAUCUUUUCCUCCACCAACGUGGCCCGCCUUCUUCAAGGUAUUGAUAGUACGAGGACUGGCAUACAGUGGACAGACAACGUACUCCUAGGCCUGUGGUGCCUGCUCGGCUACUGCUUCAUGACGAAAUUGUACAUUCAUGAGGAUCGUAAAUUGUCUGACUCUCCCUCCACAAAUUGUAUUCCGUAGGUUCGACCUGGAAACACCGUAGCCAUGAGUCACGCUUCAAAGCUUCACGGCGGACUCGAAGGUCUGUAGUACCAUGGUGUUGGUUCUGUGGGUACAAUAUUGUGCACGGGCUGUGUACCAGCAUGCAGCUGCUCUCUCACUACGAACUUCCAAGUAUAUAAUCUGCAACCAUUU